AUGCUCAACAGCACCGCCGAAGCUCUGCCGACCACGACAAUAUGCAACAGGACGGCGUCCUCACAGCCAUCCAACUCACAGUUCUCGCUGGGAGUGCUGGUGCUCCUGGCUGUCCUCAUGGUGCUGCUCGCUCUGGUCACCAUCCUUGGCAACGCCUUGGUGAUCCUUGCUUUCCUACUGGACAGAAACCUCCGGCAUCGGAGUAAUUACUUCUUUCUCAAUCUUGCGAUUUCUGACUUUGCAGUGGGUAAGUUGCAAGGGUGGAGGCAUGGAGUGUUUGUUCCUUUGCAAUGUUAAGAGAAGCCAGGAAGUAUUUUGCUGGGUGGUUUCUUCAAAGAUCA
This is a messenger RNA of Tinamus guttatus (white-throated tinamou), 341 nucleotides long. The record is from RefSeq and is a predicted model, not a curated record. Lineage: Eukaryota; Metazoa; Chordata; Aves; Tinamiformes; Tinamidae.